UACGGUACCGGAUUAACAUCAUUCUAGUCGCGUGCGCAUUACCUUGGGCGCAGCAUCCCACUCUAGCAACUAAGCGGUGCACACGGUAGUGCACAAAGGAUAGAACGAAACCUGCUGGCGCAUAAAGAGUGAAAAUUCAGCGAAAAGUGUGACCUGUGUGCAGCGAAAUUUCCUUGUAGCCUUAAAAUCUAGAUAUCGGGCUGAUUUGAAUCAAAAGUUAGUACAAUACGUUUCAAUUCGAAAAGAAGUGUGUAAUAUUAGGUUAGGUUAGAGAUGCAUCGAAAUACAAAAAUCGUUUAGCACCUGGGUGAAGCAGCAAAAGCUCGGAAAAAUCCCCAGAAGAUAUUUCAGCUGCCAGUGUAGCGGUAUAAGCGGCAAAAAUAACUUAACAGCAACGAGUGCCCUAGAAAGUGAAUCACGUCGCAUUUUUCAUUACUAUAUCAUCGAUUUUGCAAUUAUGUGAAGGUGUGAUCAUUGUUUUACCGUAAUUGCCGAAAAAUGAAAAACGACGUCAAGUGAGGAUCGAACAGUUUCUUUCGCGCAAUUCGCUCAGAGAAGCUGCCAAAAUAGUGAUCAGUUUCAUGGCCAUACAGGUGCAACUAAUGUCAGUCAAUGCUAGUGACAAGUGUUGUGGAUCAACCCGUUAGAAUAAGUGGAAUCGAAGUGUUCUGCGGCAGCAGGAAAUCUAUUUGAAAAAUUGGUUUCUUCUUCAUAACGUAUUUUCUACGUCGAAGGAGCUAUUUAUAAACCAUAGCAUAGCCGACAUCGUCGGUAUAUGCCCGUCCUACUCUAUACUAUUGUUACGCAAUAUACGCGGUGGUCUGCCGUUCUGCUUGUACUAUAAACGACGACGACACAAGAUCGCUGUUUUCGCGGUCAUCACAACCGAGGAACCCACUGUGACCAGAAACCAGACGAUGAAGGUACAUGAGUAUCUGCUGCUUAUGGAAAACUUGUGUACAUGUCGACACGUGUGAAGAAAAAGUGAAAAUUCACGAUUUACUGGGUGAAAGAACAACUUCUCGUGCGUUUUGAUCGGAGCCACUCAUAAAGUAUCCGGCAAUAGAAGUUUACGCUACAAGUCGAUAAUCCAAACAAAGUGAAGGAAGACAAAACAACCUUGCUACACACAUCAGGGAGAAAAUGCAUUUCGGAAACCUCACUCCAAGUAGUUAAUUGUUUGUCCAAGAAACAAUGGUUAUUAUUGACUGUUUCGGCUAAGAAAAACCGGUACGAUAAUAGUUUUGGUGCGAUAGCCAUCCUGUGCUUAACGAAUUCAACACCAGAUAGUAAAUAAUGGUGCUUGUUGGCCACGAUUUUUACGACAAUAAACACGUUGAGAGUGCCUAACAUCUGCACAAUGUCGCAUCUAUUCCCUAGUGCGAAGGGCGAUCAGUUAUGCCCUUUGGGGUUUCAUCCUCAAGUACGCUGGCCUACACGUUGCAAACGUUGUUUUCGUGACUACAAAGAACACGGUAAUAAGCGAAAUGGUGAAGAUAUCGCAGCUUCAACACCAAUCCUACAUGGCUCAUCCCAAUCGCGUCGCGAUGGUGGUAGCAGCACGAAUCUGGAUAACCCGGUGCGAAGUUGGACAUCAACCCAAAACCUGUAUGUGCCAGGACCACCGGGUGUACCACAGCGACCCGCUUCUUGGGCUUCAACACCGGAUCUGGACAACAUAUUGCAAAAUGUGAAAGCAGAUUUCACCGUAAAUCUAACGCUUCCAAGGCGGAGGCAUACUACUACAUUCGAAAGUUUGGAAGACCUGGAAACGACUGUCACUCUCAAAAGACCACCGCUCCCGCCAAUUCUGAAGGUCGAACCCAAGAAGGAUGAUUCCAAAAAAGAGUUGGAAAAGGCGGAAGACCAAGGAAUCAUAAUAGAAAAAGGAGACUCUUUGGCAGAACGAGUACGCAAAAUGAAUUUGAUUAAGCGCCAAGGUAGUUCGGAACGAGAUAGCCGGGAACGAUCAGUGCCACAAAAGGAGGACAAUGAACCAGCACCGACAGUAAAAACUGCAUUAAAACCGACAAAGGAAAAUGAACCAGAAAAAGUAGAACGAAAGCGUCGUAUUAAACCCAUUCCAGAAACGUCUGUACAAGAACCAGCGAGUAAGCCCCAAUUAACGUUGAGCAGAACGACCAUCACAUCUACAAAACCUCUAGCUAGUACUAAUACAUUGGCGAGUGUGAAGGAGAAACAGCUUGCCAAACCGUCCACCAGCUCUGAGCCAACGAAAGAUUCCACAAAAAUUAUUAGGCGUAGACGUGUUGACCUAGGUCCUUUCGAUUCACCAUCAAAACCAGCUACCACCCCCACUCUUCCAGUAAUACCGCAAAUUCCAAAGACAAAUAAUGAAUCUCUCAACAAUAGCAGCGAUGAUGUCAAAUUUCUGAUCUCCAUCAAAGAUAACAAAUCGAAACUAGAUGAGGAUUUGCAUUCAAUUACAACUGAAACGACCGAGACCACAAUUGUUGAUCACAGUGAUAACCAUGAGCUUCAAGAGGAAAUAGAAAGUUUGAGGCGAGAACUAGAGACUGUGAAAGCACGCUGUGACCGUGCAGAACGAGAGAAGAGUGAUAUCUUACUGCGGCGAUUAGCUUCCAUCGAUACGGGGUCGAACAAAACGGCCGCCUCUGAGGCACUUAAAUUACAGCAAAAAGUUAACGAACAAAAACAGUUGAUAGAUGAUCUUCAGGACGAAAAGAAAUUUCUCUCAGCAAAGGUCAAAGAACUGGAAUCUGAUAGAAAAGUCCGUGGGGUGAAAAAUGUUGAAGAACAGCUGCGACAGAAACUAGAACAGGCAGAAACUUUGUGCGAAGAGUUAAUGGAUGAGAACGAAGAGAUAAAGCGAGAGCUACGAAACAUGGAGACAGAAAUUGAAGAGAUGCACGACAACUUCCGGGAAGAUCAAGCAGAUGAAUAUGCCUCGUUGAAAAAGGAGCUGGAUCAGACUACAAAGAACUGUCGUAUACUUUCAUUCAAACUAAAGAAGUCGGACCGAAAAAUUGAACAGUUGGAAUCAGAGAAAGCUGCUCUCGGUGCCAAUACAGAUCUUGCUGUGAAAGUAAAACAACUGGAGGACGAACUGAAAAUCGCCAAUGAAGUUUCUCGCCGCCUACAAUCCGAGCUAGAGCAAACAGAAUCGAAUCCAUCGACUCCUACUAAGAAAACACCAACGCUGGGCAAAAUAGGUAAAUCAACAUCCGCAGAUAACAAAAUCUCUCGUUCGUCCCUAACCCGUGGUGGAUCUCAAGAAGAUCCUGUCCAGUUACUUCGCGAUCUUCAGGAUUCAUUGGAACGAGAGGCAGACCUGCGCGAGCAGCUCAAAUACGCCGAAGAGGAGGCUGAGAAUCUCCGACGGAAAUCAUCCAGAGUUGAGGAUGACAAUGAAUCCCUUUUGAUGCAAUUGAAAAAAAUGGCUACUAAGGCGAGAACAAAAAGUUUCUUUAAUACAGGUAGAAAACUCAGCCCCAGUCCACCAAACCGAAGGCUAACGGCGGAAACCCCGUUGGAAAAAGAUGAAGGAAUUUCGGAUGAAGACGAUCCAGCGGAGUUGCGGUUGCAGCUUGAACUGAAUGAGCAAGAAACGGCGGUGCUUCGACGAAAGAUAGGGGAAUUGGAAGUGGAAAACAAACGCAACCGGGAGCAUGUGAAGGAACUUCAAGAGAGUUUGAUUUCAAAAACAAAAGAAAUGGACAAACAAAGCAAGUUCCCGUCGUUACUGGGUUCGAAAAGCAAAGAUCCUCUGGAUGGCAAGAAAAUCAAAGUUAUGGAGGAUGAGAUAAACGAGCUUAGAAAAAAAAUUAUAGAGAAGGAUCGCGAAGUUGAGCGUGUGCAAUCUGAGUUGAGUCUCGCUAAAACUAAAGGUGGAAAAGCAUUGGCGAAGGCAAAACCUUUAGAUGCGGCGACGGAUCAGCAAGUUGUAGAUCUCAAACGACAGCUGCAGGUUGUCGAACAAGAAGCAACUGUAUUGCGACAAAAAACUCAGCACUUAGAGCAAGAAAAUGAUAAAUACGCGCACGAACUGAAGCAACUACAGAGUAAAACAGAAAACGAAACAACAGCGACUAAGAAGCUGAAUAGCACUAUACAUGAUCUGCAGAAGGAGAAGGACGAACUGGAGGCUAAACUGAAACGAAUUGUCGAACAGUCCUCCUCGGGAUUGCCAUCUAGGACACCCAAAAAUCCGACGGAUAUGCAUACGAAGUUGCAACUGAAGAGAAUGGUUGAUGAAUGCGAGAAUGAAAUUGCCGAGUUACGUGCUGUUGUCGGCCGAUCGGGUGCCAUGAGCAUAUCCGCAUUGGAUAAUGAGAAAAAGCAAUUACAAAAACAACUGGACGAAUCGAAGGAGCAAAAAACAAAACUGGAAGCGGAACUAAAGAAACUUGCAGCUCCAAAAGUGUCCGCAGAGUUACAAGCGAUAAAACUAAGCGAAGCACAGCGAACGGUUCAAAAGUUAGAAGACGAAAAUAGUAAACAAAACGAUAAAAUCAAGAACCUAGAAGAAAAGAUAGGAAAAAUCACCACGACUAUGAAAACUGCUGAAACUAGCAAAAAUCAACUAGAAACGCAGUUGAAAUUGGAGAAAGAGAAAAACAUAACUGCAGAGAAAAAUUUCCAAAAACUCAGUAACGAAAAACAAGAAAUGGAGAGCAGGAUUGAGGAACUCAAGAAAGAUUGGCUUCAAGAGCAACAGAAAGCAAAAUCGGCAAAAGAAAACUUGGAAAGGCAGCUGGAAGCUUUAAAACGACAGUCAUCAUCACCAGAUCCUUUUGCAUUAAAGAUACGAGAGCUUAGCCAGAAAAAUGAUGAUCUAAUGAUGAAAUUGGAAGAGGAAUCCAAAAAGAACCAGAAGCUCUUUGCCAAACACGAAGCUCUUGAGGAAGAUCACGUCUUACUGAAAGCUCAAAUAGAAACAGACAAAGAAAAGUUACAAGAAUUAGAAGUUCUUAGAAGAAAGCUUCAACAAGCAGAUACCAUCGAGACUCGCCUAGUAAAAGAAAAUACCAAUCUCAGCCGACGGUUGGUAGAAAUGCAAAAGAAAAUCGCUGAACUGGAGAGUAACGCGGAAAGCAGAACUGUUGGUUUGGAGCUCGAGAAGAAUCGAUUGAAAAGCGCGCUGGAAGACAAACAGCGGGAAUACGAGCAGCUACUAAACGAAAAUGAGAUGAACGGAUAUCAAGUGUCUCAGAUGCGGAAAGAUAAUGAUGAUCUUAGAAGUAAACUGGAUGAUUAUGAAAGAAUUAAUAAAGCACAGCGAACCUUAAGUGAACAUAAUUCCCAUUUGGAGCAGGAACUCAAAAAACUUCAUUUACAAUUGGAAACAGCCGAAAUGAACGUCAAAUCCGAAGUAGCUGCAACCCGCCUACGCUAUGAGCAACAAGUUACCAAUCUUCACAACGAGUUGACCGGCUUACAACGGCAAUGCGAAAGGUUUAAGCGAGAUCGAGAUACGUUCAAGCAACUGGUAGAAGCAGCUCAGAAGCAAAUCGGAGACAUGAAGGCGAAUCGACGCAGUCUAGCAUCGGUGACGAGUAGCAGUGAUGAUGAUGACAAGUCGAAAAUCGUCGCCCUGGAGCAACAGAUUGGCUGCCUGGAGGAUGAGCUUAGUGAGGCACGUUUGGAAGCCAGCAAAGUAAGAACGGAACUAAUUUCGGAGCUUAGCGCUUCCGAGAUAAAAAUAUCUGAAAUGCAGUCCAAGAUUAACGAACUUGAAGAAGAGAAGAUCAUAAGUGGAGGUAAAAGCAAAGUUCCUGGAACGAAAACCAGGUUAGAGCUGUCAUGGCAAAAGGAACGUGAAGAUCUGCAGCGAUUAGUGCAGGAGACGUCAACCCUUGCCAGAGAUUUAAGACAGACAUUGUUUGAAGUUGAACGGGAGCGGGACAAGGAGAAACUGGAGUCCCGCCGUAAGAUAGAUCAAAUUAAAAAGACUACCGAAGAAGAAAUCGAAGAAGGCAGGAGAAAGGUAACGGAACUACAAAGCGACCUACUGGAGUUGAGGGAUGCUCAUGCUAAGCUAAGAACCGCCAACGAAAAACUGAGACGAGAUCGAGAGAGGUACGAACGUGAACGAGAAAGCACUGCUCGACGAAGGUUGGAAAUGGAAGGCGAUCGUAGAAUUGCAGCGGUGUUGCAAAGCGUUGAUGAGUUGAUCCGUAUGGCCCCUGGUAUUCCAAAGACUACUGACAAACAAGACUCUAUCGUAACAACUACAAGCACAGGAAAGACCAUCAACGCAAAUGCCCCCAUUCCAACACCUCCCAUGCGUCACAAGAGUCCCUCGCCAGGACCAGGAGGAGCACCAUCGCAACCGAAAACGGUAACGUCAGUAUUAACAAGGUUAGCCGAGGCAUCUGAGGACCUUAGACGCUACCAAAGGAUGUGCGAUGAGGAGAAAGACAGAGAGCGAAUGCGGCGUGGUGGAAUGAGGCGAGCUGCCUCCCAAGAGAAUGAAGCUGCCGAAGGUCAUACAGGUAGACCCAUGAUGAGAAGUUUGUAUAAGAAAAGUUUGUCAUUAGAUCAAUCCCUGCAAAAUGAACAGCAAGGAGUAAGUAAAAUUAUGAUUAAGAUAUUAUCAAUUUUUAACUUUGUUUUGUUGCAGCUAAUUUGGAAAGAAGGAGACGACAGUAUGUCCUCGUUACAAUCUCUUGAUUCCGAGUACGGAGCAAUGAAACAUAGGGAUUCAAGUAUGGAUUCUCGUUUGUCGGGAGGAUCCACGCAAAGUGAUAUGCCUAGGAUGAGGAAGAAAAAACGAGGACUAAUGGGAAAACUACGUAGUUUGAGCCUCACUAGAAACAAGGGCAGUGAAAGUGAUUUUUCGAUCCAAGGAUCCGAUUCGGACCUUAGCAUUGCGGGUGAUAUUCGUUCUAGCAAAAGUAAUUUGAAAGGCAAACUAUCCGGUAUGUUUAAACGAGCAGGAUCUGCAUCUAGGGCUGGAAGUAACGACUCGCUAGACCGUGAAGCACACAAACCGGUGGCUAUUCAAACACUAGGAAAUGGGCCAACUGCAAUAGGACAUCCUCCUAUACCCCGGCCAGUUUCCAGCAGCACACCACAUUUGUCUAGGCAAACUGGGAAACCUCCGACUCCCUCUUUAGUACCAGUGCAACGGCGAAGAGUAGCGCAACCGAAUCCCUCUCAACCCGGCCCAUCUAAUUCCGGAACACUACCGAGAUGAUCAUAUUCAAACAAAUAGUUUGUGGAGUUUUUUUAGCCCUGCGACCAAGGAAAUGACGAUACAAUUUUCCAUUUCAUUGCACGAUUUUUGUUUCAGCCGGUGAAAAUUUGUUAAAAUAAAAAACAAUUAAAAUCAA
Messenger RNA from Wyeomyia smithii (pitcher-plant mosquito), 7316 nucleotides. Its product is annotated as titin. The record is from RefSeq and is a predicted model, not a curated record. Gene Ontology annotation, biological process: regulation of autophagy. Lineage: Eukaryota; Metazoa; Arthropoda; Insecta; Diptera; Culicidae. Bases 1361 to 7180 code for a protein of 1939 amino acids. The transcript has 18 exons.